Molecule: messenger RNA, 2046 nt
Organism: Amblyraja radiata (thorny skate)
Lineage: Eukaryota; Metazoa; Chordata; Chondrichthyes; Rajiformes; Rajidae
Product: G-protein coupled receptor 55-like
Exons: 1
Coding region: 297-1178 (293 amino acids)
Biological process (GO): phospholipase C-activating G protein-coupled receptor signaling pathway; positive regulation of Rho protein signal transduction
Cellular component (GO): plasma membrane
Molecular function (GO): G protein-coupled receptor activity
Source: RefSeq, a predicted model, not a curated record
AAUGCCAAUUUUGUUUUUUAACCGUGCUUUUGCUAGUGUUAUUUUUCCUCAAGUGCCCCUGGUAUCUCUUCCAUGCAACGUUAUAAAAGAUCAAGUGAGCCGUGUCGCCAGCCUGCAAUAGUUAAUUGCUGAUAACCACCCAAAAGAAAUCAUCACAGUGAUGUGACCGGAGCCUUGGGCAAACGGGACCUGCCCGACGUUACUGCUUGAGAUGCAAUUGAAUGUGAAAGCAACAGCAUAGAAGAGCGGGUGAAGUUGGAGGAACCAGACUGACUCAGACUGCUCUCUCCACGACCAUGUGUAGCCGGAACAACACGACCGACUCCGAGUUUGUGAAAACUUUCCAAUACGUGGUCCACAUCCCAACCUUCGCCCUGGGACUGGUCAUCAACUCAACAGCGCUCUGGAUACUUUGCUUCAGAUUGAAGAAUUGGACAGAGUCCAUGAUCUACAUGACCAACCUGAUAUUUUCCGACCUGCUUCUGCUUUUCUCGCUGCCCUUCAAAAUGCACGCCUUCCAGAAAAGUGGAGAAUGGCAUCUGGGUCCCCGCUUCUGUGAGUUUGUGGAGUCCCUGUACUUUGUCAACACCUACGGGACCAUCCUGUUAAUCAUGCUGAUCUCUCUGGAUCGCUACAUCGCUAUCAGGUAUCCCAUUCUGGCAAGGACCCUCCGAUCUCCACAGAAAGCCGCCGUCGCCUGCACUGUUCUGUGGCUCUGUGUCUGGUCUGCUAGUAUUCCCAAUUACUUUCAGAAAAGCCCCACAACCCACCAGUGUUUCAUGGGUUUUGAUGAAUUUUGGAAACGCGCUGAUAUUCCCCUGACCAUGCUGGCUCUGUUUGCGAUUGCUGCGCUUGCUGUGAUUUUCUGCAGUGUACGGAUUAUAAGAACAUUACGACGGGUGGUCGAGGAGAGAGAAGAAAUAAACAUGAGCACGUCUAUGAAAAUAAUCUCUUCCAAUCUGGUAACGUUCCUUCUCUGCUUCACACCGUAUCACGUCGCCAUGUUACUGUACCUCUUGGCAAGGAAAUGCUACAUGCCAGUCGAAUACCAGGCGCCGCUGCGGGUGUUUCUCCAGGUCUCUCAGUGUCUGGCAACGACUAACUGUUGCCUAGAUGCCAUGUAUUACUAUUUAAUCAUUAAGGAAUUCUGGAAAUCAAAACACAGAAUAAUACCGUGAAUUGUUGCAUUAUUUCAAUCGGUAUAAGAUGACUUCCAAAAUGAAGCGACCCCUCAUGUUAGUGGAUCAAAUGAUUUGUGAUGAAAGUGGACUCGUGGAACUGUACCAACGCAUACAUUCAAAGUAUCUUCCUAUUGCUUUGUCAUCUAUACUUUUGUUGUUGAAAAAAAGUUACUGUGUUCCACAGGGCAGACCAAAGGCAGAGGACCCGAAUGUUUGACUGUAUUGUGGCCAGUUCUCCACCUCUGUAUAUUUAAUCUAGCUCAGCUGGAAAAGCAGUCUUUCCAAACCACGCAGUGUUGGAGGAACUCAAUGGGUCAGGCAGCAUCUGCGGGAGGAACGGACAGGUGAUGUUUCAGGUCAGCAUCCUUGUGGGACUUUCCAGUUGGUUUCAGAGAACAAUAUUUGAAAUUUCAGAUUGCGCUGAUUCCUUUGUGCUGUUGGAAACUGGUUUGGAGCAAACAGGAAGAUGCAGGGUUGUUGUCUUACUCAGUAAAGUGAAGCAUCAUGCUUCCACCAUUGCAGAAAAUUGUGCUGUAAAUUAUGCUCAGCAUGGUUCAAUUAGUUUGAUAACUGCAUCAGAUUAAGUGUGAUUCAUGGCUCUCAUUCACGUGGCUACUUUGCACGGUGACUUUGCAUCAGUUAAGGAUUUGUGAAUAAACUGUGAAUAAACCUGCACAAAGCGGACUGGAAUGGAUGCAAUGGACCAGUGAUGGAAUAUUGAGGCACCCAGUUUGGAGUCAGCUGUUCAGGGAGAGCUGGCAUGAACACAGGUGUGAUUACCUGCUACCCCAAUGCUGGACUGGAGGUUGGGGAAGAAGAUAACACCCGGAGAGUUAAUCCAAGCAAUCAGAGGCACUCACCCCCC